Molecule: messenger RNA, 1119 nt
Organism: Electrophorus electricus (electric eel)
Lineage: Eukaryota; Metazoa; Chordata; Actinopteri; Gymnotiformes; Gymnotidae
Source: RefSeq, a predicted model, not a curated record
GCAGAGCCAGUCUCCCUUAGCUUCCAUGUCACUGCAGAGUGUCUCUAGAGAGCUCUGGGGCCACAGCAUGCUCACAACAGGAGGUCAAGGUAAUUUCAGAAUUCAGGCACUGCCCGCGUUCCUGAAUGGUAAGCACCACUGCAAAUCCCGCCAAAAGCUUUAUCAAACAUUGCUGCCUCUCGAUGAACGCCCCGGUGGACUUCCCUCUCACUCUGGCACACGCCCCACGCCCGUCCCACCACCAGGAGCUGUGCUGCAUCCUCUCUCCCUGGGUCUUCAGGCAUCCCCGACGCCUCCGCGCUCCCAGGAGACUGAAAUCGCUAGAAAUGCAAAUUUAAUCACAAUGAAGCAAAAAAAGCAAAACGAGUUCCGAUUUGCUGCCAGAGAACCUGAAAAGCAAAGAGGGAGGCAGAAAGCUGUGCUGGCUACCGGCAGGAUCUCCAGUAGAGGAAGCCAAUUGUGGAAACAGGAAACGUGCAGAUCACAGACAAACACCCUGGCAGUCUUCUGCAGAACUUUGAGAAACAUCUGGGAAUGCAGUGUCCUCUCAGUGCAUACACACAUAGGUCUAUGGCAACUAUCUACUGAAUACCAUUCAGGCAAAUCAAGUGUUCAUAACCCUUUUCUUGUAACUGGUAAUCUAAUCUAAUUUCAUCAACAUAACUAACCAUAAUCGCUUUUAAGUGGUUACUCUGUGAUCUCAGUAAACACAAUUGUAUAAAUAACCACUCCGGAAAUUAUAUGGGGGGUGAAUUAUUUAUUAAAAGUGGCAAGAAUAAAUACUUGCUAUGAUUAUGGGAGGAUGUGGUAUCAGUGCAGCUGUCCCUCUUCGUCUGCCUUGUGGCAAAACGAUGAGUAUAAAGCCCAGUCACAGCUGAGGGAUGAUGUAAAUGGAAUCCUAUAUGUUCAAUUGUGAUAAAUAUCUUUUUUCUGAGUGCCUGUUUACUGAGAACACAUUUCUCUUUUUCUCUGACCAUCUGAUAACACUCUGAAAAGAUAGCAUUGCACAAAUCAGUCCACAGUAAUUAAACAGGAAUAAAACUAUUGCAAAUGACUGAUUAUAAAAAUGCAGCAAUGUCAAAUUUGCUUGAUUUGCCACUGUUUGGACAGGCAGAUACA